UGGUUGGUGCUUCGAGAGGGGGGCGUUAAAGGCGGGGCCCAUGGCAAGGCGCCAUAGAGCAAAGUCUUGCUGUUUUUAUCUCAUCUUGACUACAGUGCCGGGAAAAUGUAUUUCCCCCUUCCUGAUUUCUUUCCUGCCAGACAUGUGAAAUCACUUAAAAGAACCUGUCUGAUUCUAAAGAAAUUCAAGAACCAAAGAGAAAAUGAAUUAACACGUAUCAGUCUGGAAAUGGUUACAAAGCCUUUUCCAUGGCUUUGGGAUUCCAGCCAACCACGGCUUGAGCCUUUAUCCACAAAUGGAGAAGACAUGGAACAGUGGUGAACCUUUCCAGGAGGGAACCCUAACCCUCACACGCCAACAAGACCAUUGAGGCUGUGGUGGCCUGCCUUUGCAUUUCCUUGUUUCGGUGCCCAGUCCGCUUCCUGACUCACAUGUUCGUUCCAAUACAAAACCCUCCAGACUUGUGUUUUUUUCACUUUGUUCAUUGAAAAUGAUUUGUUUCUUUUAUUCACAAAUACAAUCUUGUUUUAUAUAGGCAAAGAGUGAACAACGUGAGGUCAAAAGACUGUGCCGAUGUCCCGUCCAAUACAAAUGUCUACUACAAACUACUAUCCUGCUCCAGCUACUCUCCAGAUUUCAGGAGCAGACAAAGCUUUGUGAUGGGUGUCUGUACAACACUUGUUUUUGUUUUGUCCAGUACACUGCAGACUAGCCCUUUGCUUCCUGGCAUGGUUUUUAGAAGCCGUACUAGAACCCAAGAGUUUCUAGUGGCCAAAUCAUCCACAUUAAACACAAGGUCUCCGGGUAAAAAAUUCAUUUUAAAUUAAUUCCACUUGUUUCAUUGUUGCAUGAUUGGAAGGUAUUCCUUGACCCAUCUCUUCCAAAAAAGGUCAGCCAGGUAUUGGACCUGUCUCCAUCUUCUUCGAGAGUACAAGUCCUCUUUUUUGAACAGUCCAGAUAGCAUGACAGAGUUGGUUUUGAGUUGAAGUAGAAUGAUUCAGUGUUAAAGUGUCAUUUGUUAUGGUUAUGAUAGAUCAUUCAUUAUAGCUUCCACCUCACAAAAGGCCGUUUGCAAUGGGGCGGUAUCGCACCGCAACAGAAAGAGAGCUGCGCCAGAAGGCAAAGCUCACGAUGUACCUGUCAAUCUUCACUUACGGUCAUGAAGGAUGGGUCAUGACCCAAAGAUUUGGGUCAAGAACCGGAUCAGGGCCGACUGGGGUUUCCUCAGGAGGCUGGCACCCACCUCAGAGGGUUAGAAGCUCAGUCAUCCGUGAGGAACUCGGUGUAGAGCUGCUGCUCCUCUGUGUGGAAAGGACCCAGUUGAGGUGGUCGUGAAAGGGAAUUUUGGGGUCCUCUGCUAGAACUGUGGCCUCGCGACCUGACCCUUUAUAAGAGUUUAAUGAUGAGAUACUAUAAAACACAAAGGAACAGAGGCUUGAUACCCCCUCCUGCGUGUUAUUAUUAUCUUAAGGAAGAUGUAUUUCUUUAUUAACUGUAAAUUAAUUAAUAACCACAGGAUUUGUGUGUAGUUCAUGUUGAGGUUAGAUGUGUUUGUGACUUUAAGAGUGCACUGACAGAGAUAAGUAUGGAAAGGGAAAACCCUAGGAGCCUUUUGUGGUAGAAUAUAAGCCUGUACAGGUGGGUUAUUCUGGCUCCAGACAAAGGAACGUGACCACAGGGUGAAGAGUUCAGAAAAGAGUUUUUAUUUCUCUCGUGACAGUACAACGUGCCGGUGUUCCGCUCGCUCGUUCGCGCACCCCUCCUCGCUCACUCGCCUCACUGUUCAAAUAGGGACGGGAGGACACACACACGUCAAUUACUGUCAGCUGAUUGCAAGAUGUUCUCACCUGGCACUGUUCCCUGAGCCACUCCCCCUCUCUCCCACACCUGCAGCCGAGCUGAAACCACGCCCGCCACCACAGAGCCGUUCAACUUAGUUCAUCAGUGCACUUGCUCCUCAAUCUCUUUGUGACUUUGUGAACUCUGCAGCUUUUCUUGCGAGAAUAAAACGUCUUAAAAUCUUUUGAGUUUUCACAAUCUUUAUUUUUUACAAUCUCUCCAGGACCCAAAGCUGCUGCAUUAUCACACAAUCUCGAAGCACAUUUCUGUGGCGGUCCAUAAUGGGAGUGCCUGGGAGAUUUUUGUUGGCCUGUAUUUUGCUGAUUUUGAGAAGAAACAUUUCAGCUGGUUCACCGGUGAGGCUGGUCAACUCUGACAGCCGCUGCUCUGGCAGAGUGGAGGUGUACCACGAUGCCCAGUGGGGGACGGUGUGUGACGAUGGCUGGGACCUGAUGGACGCCGACGUGGUGUGUAGACAGCUGGGCUGUGGCGCUGCUCGUUCAGCUGUAGUAAGUACAGCUUUCGGACAAGGAAGUGGACCCAUCUGGUUAGAUGAUGUCAGUUGUUUUGGAAAUGAAUCAUCGAUAACUGACUGCAGACAUCCAGGAUUUGGGGUCCAUAACUGUCAGCACACUGAAGACGCCGGUGUGAUUUGUGAAUUUUUGCUAACUUCACCUCAACCAACCACACCGCACCUCACCACCACUGAGCCUCCACCUAUAAUCACCAGCACAUCAGCAGCAGGCAACAGCACAGCAGCUGAGGGGGAGGUCCGUCUGGCCAAUGGAGGGAACAGCUCCUGCUCUGGCAGAGUGGAGAUCUUCCACAGUGGACAGUGGGGGACGGUGUGCGACGACAACUGGGACCUGAUGGAUUCUCAGGUGGUGUGCAGGCAGCUGGGCUGUGGCAGGGUCCUGUCGGCACCACAAGCUGCACGCUUUGGACAAGGCACAGGUCCCAUCUGGUUGGACGAUGUCUUUUGCAGAGGCAGCGAAUCAAAGCUCAGCGAGUGCAGACAUCAAGGGUUUGGAGCUCACAACUGUGGUCACCACGAGGAUGCUGGUGUCGUCUGUGAAGCUGGUUCACCGGUGAGGCUGGUCAACUCUGACAGCCGCUGCUCUGGUAGAGUGGAGGUGUAUCAUGAUGCCCAGUGGGGGACGGUGUGUGACGAUGGCUGGGACCUGAAGGAUGCCGACGUGGUGUGCAGACAGCUGGGCUGUGGCGCUGCUCGUUCCGUUCUAACAAAUGCAGGUCUGGGACAAGGAAGUGGACCCAUCUGGUUGGAUGAUGUCAGUUGUUCUGGAACUGAAUCAUCGAUAACUGACUGCAGACAUCCAGGAUUUGGGGUCCAUAACUGUCAGCACACUGAAGACGCCGGUGUAAUCUGUGGUUUUUUGCCAAUUUCACCUCAACCAACCACACCGCACCUGACCACCACUGAGCCUCCACCUAUAAUCACCAGCACAUCAGCAGCAGGCAACAGCACAGCAGCUGAGGGGGAGGUCCGUCUGGCCAAUGGAGUGAACAGCUCCUGCUCUGGCAGAGUGGAGAUCUUCCACAGUGGACAGUGGGGGACGGUGUGCGACGACAACUGGGACCUGAUGGAUGCUCAGGUGGUGUGCAGGCAACUGGGCUGUGGCAGGGUCCUGUCGGCACCACAAGCUGCACGCUUUGGACAAGGCACAGGUCCCAUCUGGUUGGACGAUGUCUUUUGCAGAGGCAGCGAAUCAAAGCUCAGCGAGUGCAGACAUCAAGGGUUUGGAGCUCACAACUGUGGUCACCACGAGGAUGCUGGUGUCGUCUGUGAAGCUGGUUCACCGGUGAGGCUGGUCAACACUGACAGCCGCUGCUCUGGUAGAGUGGAGGUGUAUCAUGAUGCCCAGUGGGGGACGGUGUGUGACGAUGGCUGGGACCUGAAGGAUGCCGACGUGGUGUGCAGACAGCUGGGCUGUGGCGCUGCUCGUUCCGUUCUAACAAAUGCAGGUCUGGGACAAGGAAGUGGACCCAUCUGGUUGGAUGAUGUCAGUUGUUCUGGAACUGAAUCAUCGAUAACUGACUGCAGACAUCCAGGAUUUGGGGUCCAUAACUGUCAGCACACUGAAGACGCCGGUGUAAUCUGUGGUUUUUUGCCAAUUUCACCUCAACCAACCACACCGCACCUGACCACCACUGAGCCUCCACCUAUAAUCACCAGCACAUCAGCAGCAGGCAACAGCACAGCAGCUGAGGGGGAGGUCCGUCUGGCCAAUGGAGUGAACAGCUCCUGCUCUGGCAGAGUGGAGAUCUUCCACAGUGGACAGUGGGGGACGGUGUGCGACGACAACUGGGACCUGAUGGAUGCUCAGGUGGUGUGCAGGCAACUGGGCUGUGGCAGGGUCCUGUCGGCACCACAAGCUGCACGCUUUGGACAAGGCACAGGUCCCAUCUGGUUGGACGAUGUCUUUUGCAGAGGCAGCGAAUCAAAGCUCAGCGAGUGCAGACAUCAAGGGUUUGGAGCUCACAACUGUGGUCACCACGAGGAUGCUGGUGUCGUCUGUGAAGCUGGUUCACCGGUGAGGCUGGUCAACUCUGACAGCCGCUGCUCUGGCAGAGUGGAGGUGUAUCACGAUGCCCAGUGGGGGACGGUGUGUGACGAUGGCUGGGACCUGAAGGAUGCCAACGUGGUGUGCAGACAGCUGGGCUGUGGUGCUGCUCGUUCCGUUCUAACAAAUGCAGGUCUGGGACAAGGAAGUGGACCCAUCUGGUUGGAUGAUGUCAGUUGUUCUGGAAAUGAAUCAUCGAUAACUGACUGCAGACAUCCAGGAUUUGGGAUCCAUAACUGUCAGCACACCGAAGACGCCGGUGUGAUUUGUUUCUGGAGAGUCUCGUAUUGCAGCCCUCUGGUGUCUGAUCACGGUGUGCUGGUGAUGGAGUUAGGCAGUGGACUGAGUUUUCCUGCCACAGAGUAUCUCAGCCACAUCAUACACACUCAGGCUCUGCAGGCGUGUCCUCCGAGGUCAGUAGUGCUGGACUGCCAUCAUGUCAGCAUCAUAGAUUACACCGUGAUCAGUGAGCUCAGGGACCUGCUGAGACAGUUCCGACUGCGAGAAGUGCAGCUGGUCUUUUGCAGAUUGCAGCUCUCUGUUCUGAAGGUUCUCCUUGCAGCCGAUCUGCAGGGCUUCAGCUAUAAAGAUAGCGUGGAGGCGGCGCUGCAGAUGGAGUCGGAGCGAUUGAACACUGAUCAUUCAUCAGUGCGCUUGCUCCUCAAACUCUUUGUGACUUUGUGGACUGGCAGCUCUUCUUUUUUCUGCACUUUUCUGUGGUGGUCCAUAAUGGGAGUGCCUGGGAGCUUUUUGUUGCCCUUUAUUUUGCUGAUUUUGAGACGAAGCACUUCAGCUGGUUCACCGGUGAGGCUGGUCAACUCUGACAGCCGCUGCUCUGGCAGAGUGGAGGUGUAUCACGAUGCCCAGUGGGGGACGGUGUGUGACGAUGGCUGGGACCUGAAGGAUGCCAACGUGGUGUGUAGACAGCUGGGCUGUGGCGCUGCUCGUUCUGCUCUAACAAAUGCAGCUCUGGGACAAGGAAGUGGACCCAUCUGGUUGGAUGAUGUCAGUUGUUCUGGAAAUGAAUCAUCGAUAACUGACUGCAGACAUCCAGGAUUUGGGAUCCAUAACUGUCGGCACACUGAAGACGCCGGUGUAAUUUGUGGUUUUUUGCUAACUUCACCUCAACCAACCACACCGCACCUCACCACCACUGAGCCUCCACCUACAAUAACCAGCACAUCAGCAGCAGGCAACAGCACAGCAGCUGAGGGGGAGGUCCGUCUGGCCGAUGGAGGAAGCAGCUUCUGCUCUGGCAGAGUGGAGAUCUUCCACAGUGGACAGUGGGGGACAGUGUGUGACGAUGGCUGGGACCUGAUGGACGCCGACGUGGUGUGUAGACAGCUGGGCUGUGGCAUUGCUCGUUCAGCUGUAGUAAGUACAGCUUUCGGACAAGGAAGUGGACCCAUCUGGUUGGAUGAUGUCAGUUGUUCUGGAAAUGAAUCAUCGAUAACUGACUGCAGACAUCCAGGAUUUGGGAUCCAUAACUGUCGGCACACUGAAGACGCCGGUGUCAUCUGUGAAUUGUUGCCAACUUCACCUGAACCAACCACAGCACACCUCACCACCACUGAGGCCCCUGCAGCUGAGGGGGAGGUCCAUCUGAUCAAUGGAGGAAGCAGCUCUUGCUCUGGCAGAGUAGAGGUGUACCACGAUGCCCAGUGGGGGACGGUGUGUGACGAUGGCUGGGACCUGAUGGACGCCGACGUGGUGUGUAGACAGCUGGGCUGUGGCGCUGCUCGUUCAGCUGUAGUAAGUACAGCUUUCGGACAAGGAAGUGGACCCAUCUGGUUGGAUGAUGUCAGUUGUUCUGGAAAUGAAUCAUCGAUAACUGACUGCAGACAUCCAGGAUUUGGGAUCCAUAACUGUCGGCACACUGAAGACGCCGGUGUCAUCUGUGAAUGAAAUUGUCCUUUUAUAUUUGGAAAUGUUUUAACAUACUUUCAUACAUUAAAAGUAACAUUCUGAAUUGAAGGUUUAUGGAGAGCCUUGUAUUGGUCUCAUCUGGUAUGCACUGAUAACCAUAUCAUCUUUCUAUCAUACCUUUAUUUCUAUAAUUCUCAUUUAAUCGUCUUUGCAUUGUAACGAAAAAUCCAUCCAAUUAAUUGGUUUAGAAGAGUCAUGAUUAUCAGUUAUUAAAUAAAAUGCUCAACAAAAAAAAAUCAGAUUUUUUUGUGCUUGCCAGUGAUCAAAAUGUUUUAUUUCAAUCACUUGGCCAUUGGUUGUGAUUAAUCGCAUUGCAAUUUGCAAAAUUCAAUAAAGAAC
Pungitius pungitius (ninespine stickleback) is the source of this 6686-nucleotide messenger RNA. RefSeq names its product deleted in malignant brain tumors 1 protein. Gene Ontology annotation, molecular function: serine-type endopeptidase activity. Lineage: Eukaryota; Metazoa; Chordata; Actinopteri; Perciformes; Gasterosteidae. The record is from RefSeq and is a predicted model, not a curated record. Gene Ontology annotation, biological process: zymogen activation. The transcript is spliced from 18 exons. The coding region runs from base 2121 to 6326 and encodes 1401 amino acids. Gene Ontology annotation, cellular component: plasma membrane.